GUAUUGCUUUAUUUUUUGACAAUUUUAAUCCAAAAUAUAUACCUUUGUAAUGUGUUUCUUCCCACGUCAUAGAUGGUCUAAAAUACUGUAGAAAUGCUUGUUCGAGCUUUUAUUAGGAAUCCCCAAAUGUAGGCAGCAAGAACAACCCAUCAGAACAAGCAAGCGAAACAGUGCUGCCAUCAAGUAUGUUGGUAUCGGCAAGGGCAGAAACUAAGAGAAAAUUGCCAUUCUUGGUUUUGACUUUUGAGAAUAGGAAAAAAAAGAAAAAUCGGCUGAUUGGUUACAUCUUUGGCGGCCCCCCGGUUGGGGGAAACAUACCUUAGCCACGAGCUCGGCUAAUUCUUUUCGAUUUUGAUCGCCAAGGAGGACAGUCCAGCAGCUCCAAAAGGUUUCAGGGCCUUGAAAAAGAAUUUAUUUUUCCUUUCCGUAACGGAAGCACGUGAAAGCUCGUGCAGACCAACGGAAUUAUAAAAACGAAAAGGAGUUAUAUUUUUUUUGAUUUCUUAGUACCAAGUUAGGUAAAUAUACCAAGCUAUAUAUAUAGUCAAUCUAAGGGAGUGCUUAUGCAUUUUUUUUUCUCUUUCCCUCGAUGUGUGUCCAGCUUGGCACGCAGCCGCAAAAUCACCAAGCAGCUUUCAAUUGGCAAAACAACCAAAAGGAAAGGUACUUCCCCAUCCAGCCAUAAGCCAAUUCGCCCAGACCGAAAGCCACAAGUCAAUUCGUCGGAGAUAGACAAUUUCCAGCCACUCAGCACUACGUUUUCCAAGUUGGAAACUUUUCCCGAUCCAGGGAAUUCGCUCAGCUUCCCAGAGCGACCGGCUUCCCGCCUCUCUCUCGGAUUUCAGCCGGGAAGGCCCAAAGCCCUUCGCGCCGACUACGCUGGUUAAGCGUAAUAGUAGUUCGCGUCGUGCUCAGUCCGCCAGUUGCAAUCAAAAUACCGCAGCCCCUAAGAUUGCACAGUUUUUUUUAAAUCCCCAAAGCAUGAAAAAAUUUUGAAAAAUAGCCCAUUAGCGACCUAUAAGUAGUAUGAUAAAUUAAGGGCUAUUUUUUUUUUUGCUAAUUUAUUUUGGGUUAAGAAAUGAAAAACGAAGUUGCGAAACAAAGGUAAAAUGUGAGAGGAGUGAAAUAUUGCGGCAUAACAGAACGGAAAAACUAAAACACGUGUAAAGUGAAAGAAUAGGAAACAAAGAGAAAGAAAAAAAUACAUACGAAAGGAAAAAAAAGAUGUGCGAGUGUAAAAAAAUAAGUCUAUAAAGCCCAACAUAGUGAAAUUAAUAGAAAAUAUCCCCCCACCUGCUAAAGCAGAAGGAAAGAACAUGACAUAAGGAGUAUCAAGAAAGAAGGCUCUCUCUUUUUCUAGCGAUCGCUGCAAAAGAUCUUUCGCCGCCGGAUCGUUAGCAAGUUUUUUCACUGUACCUUUAUUUCCCUUUUUUCUUUUGUGUUCUAUGCCAUGCGUAACUGACUUACGCCAUGCGCUUUCCAAUGCCAAACCUGGAAAACACACAUCGCGUGUUCGGUACGUAAAAUCAGACUUGCAAAUAUAAAAAAAUGAAAAAAAAGACGACAAGCACACAAAAAUUAGAAAAAAACCCCAAUUAAGAAAAGGAUUUAAAUUAAAUUAUUCUUACAACCACAUCAAACUCUCUAGAAAUAAACUUAUUCCCUUCUCUUCUCUUUUAUUAGUAUUAUUUGAUACAUAUAUCUUAAUUUCUAAAACGAACAAAAAAACCUAUUGCUUAUUUCAUAUAAUCCAAUUUUAUUUCAGCAGUGUUUCAUUCCUCACAAGCCUAUGCAAAUAAUAUUAUUUAAAUAAAACCGGAAUGAAUAUUUUAUAAAUUCUCGGAAGGAAACCAAAUGAAAAUCAAAUAUGAGCCAAAAGUGAAAUUAAUAGCAAAGAAAUUUUCAUUUAUGAGAAAGAAAGUAGUUAUUUAUGAUUAAUAAAACAAAUUCAUAGUGAACUCUAACUAAAAGUCUCCUCAUCCGGGGAUUAUGGAGGUCGGAGUGUCAGGGUAAGAAGGUGUAGUCACUCCCUGGGAUCCUGAGGACGCAUAAAAGGACAUAAAGGAUCAUGGUAGGGUCGGGCUUAGCAAUUAUAUUGCGAGGAAAGGGGAGUGGCGUAGUCAGGUGUAUCUCUUGUGUAUUGUUGGUGUUGUUCUUUCGACCAUUUUCUUCUACUUUCUAAUUUUUUCUUCCCAAACUAAGUACGCGAAAUUUAACGUGGCGGCACCCCUUUCAUUAAAAACCCACCCCAAGCCGACCAGACUAAAACUAGAAGCCGAGGACAUCGCGUACUCCGCUAAAAGCGUUAUUUAUUUCCACCAGCGCUUAUUUUUCCCAAAUCAAACGUUAUAUGCUACAACACAGUCCACUAGCAAGGUCAACCUAGGUCUAGCCUAGCCAGCGCAAAUUUCGAAAAAAGAUCGUUAUAUAAUCCUUUACUUUGAAUUGAUUUUACCGAAAGAAUAGCACUCCGCCUGGGAACAUCAUCCCGGCAGUCAAACCCACAUUCCCUCGUACAUUGAAAAUAGAAAAUGUUCGGGCACCAACAAAUCUGGAUCAGCACUGGAUCAUCACACCACAAAACGUAUUUCGGUUCAUAACACCCACGCGCAACCAAGCCCCCCUGUGCUUCGUUGCCCACACUGCAAUGGUAAUCAUAUCCUUCGUCGAUGUCCGCGAUUCCUAAGCUUGGAUUGCUACUAACCCUCCCAUGCAACGUGACAGAAUAUCCUGUUAGCUACCGCACGGAUUAUUGUCUGCCACCCCCAGAGCGGCGCUCAAGCAUCAAUAACUGCCCUCAUCGAUCAAGAGUCGGAAGCUACAAUAAUCUCAGAUCAUACCGUCCAAGCUCUCCAACUUCCACGAUGCAAAAUCCGCGCUUCGAUCGCCGGCGUCGGCCAAACUACUGGUCAACGGUGCAACUUUACGGCAAGAUGCUGCAUCCGAACGUCGCUAAACCCAACGUUCAAUCUAGAUGUCGACUCUGCGUACGUUCUGAACUCGCUGACCUCACCUCUACCAAACGAAUCGUUUUCGCCUCAAAAUUGGAAACACAUCAAAGGACUCCAGCUCUCGGAUCCUCUAUACAUCGCUCGAAGCGCAUAGAUCUCAUCAUCAGAGCCGACCUCAUGGCGAGUCUUAUCCUUCCGGGAACCCGAAUCGGAAAUGCAGACGAACCUAUUGCACAAAAUUCUCACCUAGGUUGGAUGAUACUCGGAAAGUUCCAGGAUUCAAUCCACACAUUUAAUAUUCGCUGUCAUCAAACCGCCUUAGAUACGGAAUUGCUUUUGAAGAAUUUCUGCGAAAUAGAAUCUGUCCCAAGCCGAUCACUUCACUUUGACGAAGAGCGGUGGUGUGAGUCCUUCUUUAAGGAAACGCACACACGUCAACUAAACGGUAGUUUCAUGAGCGGCGUUAUCAACGGGAUCCAGACAAAUGGGAUCGCUACAAGGAGGGAAUCGAAGAAUAUUUUGAAUUGGGACAAAUCACACACAGUAAGAGAUCAACAGUCAGUACCUCCACAAAACGAUCGCAAGCACUUAGGGUGGGACGACCCAGUGCCCAGUUCCAUCGCUAACAAAUGGAAAAGGUUCCGUGUCAAUCUGGAGGACAUCAGCAAAAUCCGAAUACCUCGCAGCGUACGGUAUACGCCAGACUUUAGCCAUGAUAUUCAGUUGCACGCUUUCUGCGACGGGUCCACUCACGCCUACGCAGAGGCGGUUUACAUGAGCAUACCCCAACAGGAUUCAUCGUUUUAUACCACUCUCAUCACUGCAAAAUCAAAAAUCUGUCCAACGAAACCCCUCACGAUCCCGAGGACCGAGUUAUGCGGCGCUGUACUGGCAACCAAACUAACUAAAUGGGUAGUAGCAAACAAUCGUUGGAAAAACGAUCAAAUCUCCUUUACAUACUGGACGGACGCCACUAUCGUUCUCCACUGGAUCAAAAGAGAUGUUACUAGAUCCUACAUUCUGGGCCACAGCGAUUCAAACCAAUGGAGACAUGUUCCCACGGCGGAUAAUCCAGCAGACAGCGCCACGAGAGGACUAUCCCCAUCAGAAAUCUCCAUCUUUGAUCUCUGGUGGCAGUGAGUGGCCGGACACAGAGGUCCCUAGAAUCAAAAUCUUUUCGGAUUCGUUGGCACACCACCCAAGUAGACAUUAAUAUCAUUGAGCGGUUUUCGACUUACACCAAACUCGUAUGAGUCAUAGCAUACAUACUGCGCUUUUGUCACAACACUCAAUCGAAGAAAACCAGAUCUUACAGUGAGCUGUCGCCAGAGGAACUGGACAAUGCAUUUCGCUGCGUCGUGAAAAUAGUACAUGUCGAUCCUCGCAGAAAAUCCUCUGCCUCCGAAGAGCAUCCUAAGAAAUCGCACUCCCUUUCUUGACGACGGCAUCUUACGCGUUCGCGGUUGUCUCAAACAUUCCAACCUUUCUUUCGAUCGCAAACAUCCAAUCAUCUUACCGCAGCGUACCCUGCAUGGCGGCGCUCAUCUUACUCUAGCCCACACUUGGUACAAGUUCUGGAUUCCAAAUGGAAGAAGAGCCGUCCGAACAAUCCUUUGUGAGGAGUUGAAUAACUCCCCACAAAUAGAAGCAGCAGCAGAUGGCCGGCCGCU
Molecule: messenger RNA, 4621 nt
Organism: Drosophila suzukii
Lineage: Eukaryota; Metazoa; Arthropoda; Insecta; Diptera; Drosophilidae
Source: RefSeq, a predicted model, not a curated record